Molecule: messenger RNA, 1608 nt
Organism: Ilyonectria robusta
Lineage: Eukaryota; Fungi; Ascomycota; Sordariomycetes; Hypocreales; Nectriaceae
Product: general substrate transporter
Exons: 7
Coding region: 1-1608 (535 amino acids)
Biological process (GO): transmembrane transport; carbohydrate transport
Cellular component (GO): membrane
Molecular function (GO): carbohydrate:proton symporter activity
Source: RefSeq, a predicted model, not a curated record
AUGGGCUUCAUUUCUCGCCAAAAGGAGACUGGUGUUUCCGAUGCUGUCCUCACCGACAUUGUAGAGAAGGACUCCGUACCAUGGUACAAGAAGCCUAAUCUGCGCAUUCUCUAUCUUCUUCUUUUCCCAACAUGCAUGGGAGUUGAAUUGACAUCAGGAUUCGAUUCGCAGCUCAUUAACGCCUUGCAGCUAUCGGAUUACUGGAAAGAGUACGAUUUUGGACACCCUCAGGGGAGCCUUCAGGGAAUAAUCGCAGCUGCGUACUCAUUGGGAGCAAUUCUGUCAUUGCCUCUGGUCCCAAUCGUAAACGACAAAUUCGGACGAAGAUGGAGCAUUUUCCUUGGAAGUCUCGUCAUGAUACUCGGCGCUCUUAUCCAGGGCUUCUCCCAACACGUGGGCAUGUACAUUGUUGCCAGAAUGAUUUUGGGUUUCGGCAUUCCCACAUGUAUUGUUGCAGGCAGCAGUCUGAUCGGCGAGUUGGCAUAUCCCAAAGAACGCCCUAUUAUGACAUCGCUAUUUAACGUGUCCUACUUUUUCGGGCAAAUCACUGCUGCUGGCAUCUGCUUCGGGACGAACACCAUCUUAAGCGACUGGGGAUGGCGCAUCCCGUCCUUGCUGCAGAUCUGUCCUUCACUCCUACAAAUAACCUUCGUCUUUUUUCUCCCAGAGAGCCCACGUUGGCUGGUUUCUCGAGACAUGAGCGAAGAAGCCCGUGAGAUUCUCAUCAAGUACCACGCGGAAGGUGAUUCGAGCUCUGAGUUCGUAAGUGCAGAGAUGGCGCAGAUCGACGCGACUUUGAAGAUUGAAUUCGAGGCUUCAAGGCGAUCCUGGAUGGACCUCCUGGGCACCGCUGGCAUGAGACGACGCGCGUUGAUCACAUCAUUCCUGGGCCUUUUUACUCAGUGGUCAGGAAACACACUGAUUUCGUAUUAUCUUGGUGACCUGCUUGAGAUGAUCGGCUGGUCUGAUAGUGUUGUCAAGCAAAAGGUCAACCUCGUCAACGCUUGCUGGUCUUUGGUUGGUGCAUUUUUGGUUGCUUUGGUUGUUCGACGUUUCAAGCGAAGAACCAUGUACCUCACAUGCGCUGCAGCACUCUUGACUGUCUAUAUCUGUUGGACAGUAUCCAUGGAACGCGCCGUUACAGCAAGAGAUGCCGGUGGAGAGAACAAAGCUGCAGGCUGGGCAGUGAUUGUCUUCAUUUUCCUCUACAGCCCCGCUUAUAACAUCGGAUACAAUGCCCUGACAUACACCUAUCUUGUCGAGUUAUGGCCUUACGCAGAACGAAGUCGCGGAAUCGCUCUGUUCCAGCUGUUCGGUCGCAUGGCUGGCUUCUUCACCACCUUUGUCAACCCAAUUGGCCUUGACGGUGCUUCCUGGAGGUACCUGAUUAGCUAUUGCUGCUGGCUCGGCUUUGAAAUUGUAUUUAUCUUCAUCUUUUUUCCUGAGACAUCUGGGCGCACCCUGGAAGAAUUGGCUUUCCUAUUCGAGAGCAAGGAACUUUCAGACCGUGCUGUUAUUGCGGUCGAAAAGGUCGUCCAUCACGAGGAUAUGCCAGGAACGUCAACGCACAUUGACGAUAUUGCACCCGCCCACUCCAGCAAGGUUUAA